This is a messenger RNA of Desarmillaria tabescens, 423 nucleotides long. RefSeq lists its product as uncharacterized. NCBI's taxonomy places the organism in Eukaryota, Fungi, Basidiomycota, Agaricomycetes, Agaricales, Physalacriaceae. The record is from RefSeq and is a predicted model, not a curated record. The transcript is spliced from 3 exons. The annotation marks the transcript as partial.
UCUAUUACUGCUCAUUUUGCACAUCAGGGCAAGGGUCGUGUCACAUACUCAAAUUGCCAACACAUGAAGAGUGAGGCAUGUGCUGAACACAUAUGUUGGAUUUCUGAAAGUUCAAGGCCAUUCACUAUUAUGAAGGAUUAUGGAUACAAUUGUUUGAUGAAGAUGGGUCAGCUAAGCUGCUAUAUCUUCAGUCCUAACACAGUUGCUUGUGAUGUUAAGACUGUCUUUGAGCAUAUAUGUCAGCAUAUUUCCAAUAUGCUGCAGAGCUAUAAUGGUGACUUGCACUUCGCUAUGGAUGCUUGGACUUCACUAAAUCACCACCCAUAUAUCAUGGUUACUGUACACUUUGAAGAGAAUGGGAAACCUGUCAGUCUUCUAUCAGACAUCAUUGAGGUUGCAAAGGUAUGUACCACUUCAGUCUGA